Acanthopagrus latus (yellowfin seabream) is the source of this 3622-nucleotide messenger RNA. It is a transcript of the gene arl9, whose product is annotated as ADP-ribosylation factor-like 9. Gene Ontology annotation, molecular function: GTP binding; GTPase activity. The record is from RefSeq and is a predicted model, not a curated record. The coding region runs from base 213 to 995 and encodes 260 amino acids. The transcript has 4 exons. Lineage: Eukaryota; Metazoa; Chordata; Actinopteri; Spariformes; Sparidae.
GUAACACUGCAUCAACAGAGAGCAGCCCGGAAAUAUCGUCUGAAGAAGUUCCUCCUGAGCUUCCUGUCAGUUAAUCCACUUGUUGAUGAGAAGAGGGGGACGACGAAGACGUUGGAAACUUGAACCUUUGCCAAAAAAAAGUCGAGCAAUGGCGGAAACGGCCGGAUAAAACAAGCAGCAAUUAGAAAAACAGAACCCGACGGCUGAGCGCCAUGUUCGGUGUGAGAGAAGCCGGUGUCCUCGGUGCCUCCGUCGCUCUGGCGGCGGGGGUCGCAUACCUUAUCUGGAACUACGCGUCCUCCUCCGGGGAGAAGAAGCGUGAAGCACCGCCGUCUCAAGACGGUACAAGUGCGAGAGAGGAGGACGGAGAGGGAAAGGGAGAGGAGAGGAGAGAGGCAGCUGAAGAAACAGUCGUGGUCGCUGCUGCGCCGGUUGUAGCUGCUGAAGCUCAGAAAGCAUCAGAGCCCCGGCCUGUACAGUCAGCUGGGACCCAGGUUCUGGUUCUGGGUCUGGAUGGAGCCGGCAAGACCAGCCUGCUUCACUGUUUGUCCACCGGCAGCCUGGAGGAUGACAUGCAGCCGACGCAGGGCUUCAACGCCGUCUCCAUCAACAGAGAGGACCUGCACAUCGAGUUCCUAGAAAUUGGAGGGAAAGAGGAGCUGCGGCCGUACUGGCAGAAGUACAUGUCCAAGGCUCUCCUGCUGGUGUUUGUGGUCGACUCCACCAACCCGCAGCUUUUCCCCGUCGCUAAGAGACAUUUACACGAGCUGCUGGUGUCUGACCCCUGCCUGCCUUUAAUGGUUCUGGCCAACAAACAGGACCUUCCAGGAGCCUGCAGCAUCACUGACCUCCAUGACAGCCUGUCUCUGUCCGAGGUUGGAGACCGCAAGUUGUUCCUCAUUGGCACAUAUGUGAAGAAAGGCGAGGCUGAGCUCAGCUCAGGUGUUCAAGAUGCUCGAGACCUGAUAACCCAGAUGGUUUCUGUGGGCAGAUAAAAUGAUCUGUUAGGGAUCACAUAAUCCUGUGUUUUUGAGAACAUCUAAUAGGUUGUUUCUUUACCCUUUACCUCUUCACGUUACUGUUCCCACUACACCAGUUUUGCUGGAAGUCUUCUAUUUAUUUUUGGAGAAAAUUAAAACUCUUUUCCUGUUGUGGUGUGUUUAUAGUUACAGUGCUCAGCAUAAAUGAGUACACCCCCUUUGAAAAGUACCAUUUUAAACAAUAUCUCAAUGAACACAAAAACAAUUUCCAAAAUGUUGAACAUAUACAAGUUUAAUAUAACAUCUGUUAAACUUAUAACAUGAAAGUAAGAUCAAUAACAUAACUUAGAUUACACAUUUUCCAGAUGUACUCAAAUAAGGGCGAUGCAAAAAUGAGUACACCCCACAACAAAACUACUAAAUCUAGUACUUUUGUAGUCUUCUAGGCAUGGAAUGAACAAGUUCUUUCAAUCUUUUUUCCAUUCUUCAAGAAUUAUCUCUUUUAGAGACUGGAUGCUGGAUGGAGAGUGAUGCUCAACUUGUCUCUUCAGAAUUCCCCAUAGGUGUUCAGUUGGGUUCAGAUCAGGCGACAUACUUGGCCACUGAAUCACUUUCACCCUGUUCUUCUUCAGAAAUCCAACAGUGGCCUUAGAUGUGUGUUUGGGACCAUUGUCAUGUUGGAAAAAUGCAAGACGACCAAGGGCACGGAGUGAUGGUAGCAUAUUUUCUUUCAGUAUAGAGCAAUACAUCUUUCAUGAUGCCAUCAAUGAAACGCAGCUCCCCGACACCAGCAGCACUCAUGCAACCCCACGUAAGGACACUGCCACCACCAUGUUUCCCUGAAGGCACCAUGCAUUUUUCUUUGUAUUCCUCACCGUUGUGAUGCCAUACAGUUUUGAAGCCAUCAGUUCCAAAAACAUUUAUCUUGGUCUCAUCACUUAAAAGUAUAGACUCCCAGUAGUCUUCAUCUUUGUCAGCAUGGGCCCUGGCAAACUCUAGGUGGGCUUUAGGAGAGGCUUCUGCUGGGGAUAGCACCCAUGCAUGCCAUUCCUCUGCAGCGUACGCCGUAUUGUGUCACAGGAAAUAGUCACCCCAGUUUGGCUAUCUGCUUCCUUGGAUAACUGCAGUGAACUUGCAUGCAGAUUUUCUUUGACCCUUCUCAUCAGAAGAUGCUCCUGUUGGGGUGUUAACUUCCGUGGACGACCUGGACGUCUCUGUGAGAUGGUUGCAGUUCCAUCUUUUUUAAGUUUUUGUACCACUUUUGCUACAGUAUUCUGACUGAUAAGUAAAGCUUUGCUGAUCGUCUUGUAGCCUUCACCUUUGCGGUGUAAAGAAAUGAUUUUCUUUCUCAGGUCAUGAGACAUUUCUCUUCCAUGGGGUGCCAUUGCUAACAACAUGAAAUGGGAAGGGGUUUUCUACACCCCUUUAUAGUCAACUGUCUGCUGGACACCUGUGGUUGAUUAUUGUUAAAUUAGACAUUUGUAGUCUAAAAUUUAGCCUCACUCCAGAGACUUUCAGUGGGGUGUACUCACUUCUGCAUUACCCUAAUUUGAGUACAACUGAAAAUUUUGUUCUCUGAGUUAUAUUAUGAACCUUACUUUCAUGUUAUAAGUUAAACAGAAGUUAUAUGAAACUUAGUCUUGUCAACAUUUUGGAAAUUGUUUUUGUGUGCAUUGAGAAAUAUUGUUUAAAAUAUUACUUUUCAAAGGUGGUGUACUCAUUUACGCUGAGCACUCUAUGUGAAAGUGAAAAAAACUCACUGACUUUGAGAAACAUUUCCUUGUGUCACCGUUACCAAAUGAUCAUGAUCUCUACUUAAGCUGGCUGCCUACAAGACACUCUGAAGAACCAAAGAUUUAUAUUCUUUACAUCUUAGUGGGUCAAUUCAUCAAUCAGUAGAGCUGGAAAUGUUUCUCUUUUUUAGGUUUUAAUGCAGAUUGUCUGACGGUACAGAAUCACAGUGGAUUUAUUUCAGGCUCUAGAUUCUCUAGGCCCAUCUGUCCAACAGUUUGUUAUCAUCAUUUACAUAGUUUUAUUGUCUUCACAAACAUAAAUGUAACCAGUUGUUGUUUUUUCUUGUUACUUAAACUGUGUCCCAAUGUUCUUUGUGUGUCAGGAUCAAUAGGAUAUUUAAUACCUCAACAGAAAGAGCUAAACAUGGCAAGAUCUUCAUGAAAAAAUAAAUUCAGCAUAUCAGUUUAGGAGUACAAAGAGCUCACUAGCCUCACAAUGUCAAAUUAAAACACAAACUUUUAGUAGUAUCUGCUGCAUUCAGGUCAGUGAAGGUGCUUGACAUGAUUUCUGGAUAUGAAAAACGUGAAACAUUUUAAACAGUGCCUCUUUCUGCCAUCUGGGGCCGCCAACUGUCACAGCUUUAAGACGAAGACAUCAAACUUGUGAGACCUGUUGACAAGCUUUCUCAUGUGCCGUUAAAUAACAACAGGAGACCACAACUAUUUAACGUCCUAGUAAAACAGUUGUUGAGCGAGGCAGGCAGAGUAGAUAUAAUUAUCCGUCAUAUUGUCAUUAUACUGUUAAAUGAUCAGACCUUGUCACCAAACAGUAACACUACCAAAUCAUGUCUUACUGCAGGGGAGUGUCAUUUUCGGAUUAAAGCUUUAAACAUAUCGUUGUUUUUAUGA